Messenger RNA from Hippopotamus amphibius kiboko, 4590 nucleotides. Its product is annotated as alpha-1,3-mannosyl-glycoprotein 4-beta-N-acetylglucosaminyltransferase C-like. The coding region runs from base 740 to 1876 and encodes 378 amino acids. The transcript has 9 exons. Gene Ontology annotation, biological process: protein N-linked glycosylation. NCBI's taxonomy places the organism in Eukaryota, Metazoa, Chordata, Mammalia, Artiodactyla, Hippopotamidae. The record is from RefSeq and is a predicted model, not a curated record. Gene Ontology annotation, molecular function: acetylglucosaminyltransferase activity.
GAUCAACCUGCGUCUGGGUUCCCUAAGGAUGCUGCUUAGGGUUUGAGCUACCUCAACAUCUCACAGAGAAGCCUUUUCCUCAGUCAUGGCAGCCCUUGCUCUGGUGUGGAGCUGCAACUCCAGGAUCUCAGUGAAUUGGAUGAUGCACACCCACAUUGAUGAAGGAUUACAUCAUGAGCUGCUGCAGCUGCUGACCUACAGCACCCCCUGAAAGGAAUUCAGAGUUGAUCAGAAAUAAAGCACUCUAUGCUCUGGUCUUCAGAUACUUAGAUAUUUUCAGGGAAAGUCCUGUACACCUAAGAGGUGUGGAAUUGAGUUCCUGUGCACCCAGAAAAAAAAGUCUCAGAUGAAACUACAGCUCCAGUCACGUGUGUAAAUUGCAGAUGUAUGAGUAUACAUCCAAGGAUCACAGAUUGAGAAACAGCUCUACAAGCUCCCCACUCCAGCACGAUGAAAAAUUUCCUAUGGAUACUCAUCGUUAUUGCAAUAGCGAUGGUGUUCCCGAUAUUCUUUUUCAUUAAAGAAAACCCCUUUGAUACUGCAAGUUUCCUGUCUUUGGAAAAGGAGAUGGUAGCUUGGCAGAGAGCCCGGAUGCAGAUCAACCCUAGUAAAACAAACCACCUGGAAACCUUCAAAGAUAUGCAGAAAAACUCAGAACCAUUCAAAAACGUGAAUUCCUGUAUCUUGAUUGGAGCUCCUCCCAUGGAAAAAAGAAUUCAUCAAACAUUGCAGUCCUCUCAUGACAACCUUUCUGGUUUUUCAGUGGCAUUUGGGGCAGGAGGAGACAUUGAUGCAAAUAUUUUUAAUUUAUCAUCUUUAUUUCUCCUACAAUAGUUUUUCAAAGAAACACUUCAUUGUUCUAGUACACCUGGCCGAUCCUGACCCCACGUGGUGCGGUCAAAUGAUCUCCAACAUCUCAACCAUCUUUAAACCAUAUAUCCAGGCCAGCCAGCUAGUAGUGAUCAAUACUCCUCCUAAAAGCUAUCUUCCCUUGAAGAACCUUAAGAAAAAGUUUAAUGACACUCCUGACUAUGUAGCCUUCUACUCCAAGCAGAACGUGGAUUAUGCUUUCAUCAUGAACUUUGCUACCAACCACUCUGACUAUUUCCUAAUGAUUGAAGAUGAUGUGAAGUGUGUCCCUGGAUUUGUCACCCAGAUAGCUACUACAGUGUCUGCCUGGGAAAACAAACCUUGGGUGACUCUGGAAUUUUCUCAGCUGGGUUUCAUUGGAAAACUCUUUCGUACUAGAGACCUCCCCUGUUUUGUUCAUUUCCUUCUCCUCUUCUACCAAGAAAUGCCCUGUGACUGCCUCCUCUCCCAUUUUCAUGACCUUCUUAUGCAACAAGCACCAGUCCAGUUCUUCCCUUCCCUCUUCCGGCACAUGGGUAAUUACUCCUCCUUUGAAAGCAAAUUCAGUAAUCUCAAAGAUAAAGAGUUUGAAGAUGACAUUGGCUCUCCCAACAACCCUGCUGCCUCUGUCUACACUAGCCUGAAUGUUACCAAUGACUCUGUUCUCAUGAAUGCUUAUAGCUUGGAUAAGAAUUUCUUUUAUAGCAAGUCAGCUGAGGCUGGCAGUCAUCUGACUGUGGUUUUGGAUGCACCUGCCAAAGUGUUCCGAGUUCAAGUGCUGACUGGCUCUGACCUAAAAGAUGAGAAUCAGCUGAAAGAGGGACAAGUAGAACUGGGCUAUGAUUCUACGAAUAGGAUCAAUGACUGCGAUGACUAUAUUCUGCUGGGACUACUGGUAAAUGGCAUCCUGAAUAAGCAGGUAUUAUCUAACGAAUCUGGGAAGAAGGUGAAAUGUGUGAGAUUGCUGGUGACAGCCACUCUGCCCUCUGGAAUAAUAGUCAGACACAUCAACCUCUGGGUUAAGUGAAGUUUAAGUAGUACGUGGAGAAGCUUUUGGGAGUUCUGGAGUUGUCAUGCUGGAGGUUAGAGUGCACAGAGGUUAAAAAAUUAAAGUCUUGAAAUUGGUCAGGGACAUCUCAUUGUUGGGUCCUUUCAAGAUUCUUAAUACAAAAGACAUAGCAUGUUGAAAAGCAGGUGAGGGUAACAUCCUCUUGGUCCCAGAGAGCCACUAGUGGAAUAAGUAGGUUUGUUAAACCCUUCACUGGUUUUCUAUCCAAAAGGAUUUACCACCCAAAAUAUGUUCCUUGGGCAAGAAUACCAGAAUUCUAGAAAUACCAUGAACAUCUAGGUAGGAUUGACUGAUGCUAAUAUCACAUCCAAGAGAUGGAUUCAUUGAAGUUGAACUUCCUGUGUGGCAGGAAGAAGUAGAUUGGUCAGGAGAGAAACAUGACUGUUUUCUCUGUAAUCUCAUUUUUCCAUUAUAAGAUAGUCAUUCAUUUGAUAAACAUUUAUUGAUUACAUUUUAUGGUUAGGCAGAAUGUGUCUUCUACAAAAUCACCCAACAUGCCAGGAUAUUUUUUUUAAAUAGCAUUAAAAUUAUUAAAAAUAAUUUGCUCUGAUUUCUGGUGGUUCAUGUCUCCAGCAUAGUCUUAUCUCUGGGACUAUAAGGUAACUUGGAUACUUCUGGUAGGAAAAACUUUGGAUAUUUUAUUAACAUUUUUUUAGCUCAGUUUGGCUAUGAGAUCUUUAUACUCAGAAAGAUCUAAGCCCUGAGCUCAACUAAUGAACAGUAUAUGGUUUUUCCUAGCUUGAGAACUAUAGUCCAUGAAGGCAUGGAAUAAGGGAAGAGGAAGAACAGUUUUAAGAGGACUACUUGGGAAGAACAGAGAUCAAAAGCCAGGCAGUGUGUCUAAAUGAAUUGUAAUCAAAAUACUUAAAAAGAUCUGGAGAAUUUGGAAACAGUAGGAUAGGAUGGAAACAAGGAAAGGGAUGUAGGGGAAGUCAAACAAGGAUGGGAAGUAAAUUCUUUAAGAGCAUCAGAUGCAGGAAAAUGGGGCAAGUGUAUCCCAUAGCCAUGAAAAUGCACUAUUCAAAUCUCCUGCUACAGGCAGCAUGAUUGACUGAUAACUCCAAUGUUUCCCUCUGGAUCCACCUCAGUGAUGGUGUGCCAGGGCCAUAUUUCCCACAGAAUGCUCCCAGCCAAUGACUGACCACAGCAGGGAUAACAUCAAAGCCCAUUCUGGCAAGGUGAAGGACUCCAAAAGGAGAUGUUAGCUCAAAGACUCCCCACCAGCCUAUCUGAAAGUUUCUUAGAAUCAUGCUGCAGUCCUAGACUCUUCCUAGCCAAUCCUUUCUCUGUCACCUUUCAUAUUUAUCAGAUCUUCACCACAAUAUGAAGACUUGCUAGUAAAAAUCUCCCUCCACUAGUAAAUCUCUUGAAUCUCUAAUCCCAUUUUCAUGUCAGCUUCUUUUCAGGUGUGAAAUAAUAAAGGGGUAUUAAGAGUAUCCUGAGAAAGUGGAUAGUAAGAAGAAGAUUUGGGACUUGCUUACUCAUGACCUUGUAGAAGUUGUGGAAAUAGGGAUUAAAGUAGGUUAAUAGAAUAUGUCAUCAUGAUGGGCAAAAUAGACAGAUAAUAAAGCUUAUUUAACAUUUACAACCAAGAAAAGGCAAAAAUGGAGGAGGAGGUUGAAGGAAGUCCCCCAAAUAAAAAGUCACAAUCCCUUGCAUAGUUCCUGGACAUUUUCAGAUCCAUAUGUAUUGAUGGAAGAGGUGACAAGGUCCCUACAAGGAAGAAUACUGCAACAUGCAUAUCCUGUAAUGAUUCCCUAGUUUUUCCCCCGAAGGGACCUACUGCUAUUUACUUGGUAAUUGCAUGGCUGGAGAAAGGAAAAUACCCAGACGUUUUCACAACUGAAAGAGCUGUGUUGAUACUGAUAUCCAGAGACUCAAAACAUAAUCACAGCCUCCGAAGUGGAAACUUAAAGGGACCAGGUUUUAAAUGGAGUCCUUGCCAAGGUCAUGCUUAUAGUGGGACCAUGUGUCCACAGACACAUCCAGUGGUCAUUAUCCCAUUCCCUAAGUAUAUAAUUAGAAUCAAUAUAUCUGGCAUUGGAGUAGCACUACGUUGGAUCCUUGGCCUAUGGGGUAAGAGCUACCAUAGUAGGGAAAGACAAGUGGAAACCUCUGAAAAUUCCCCUACCCCUUGCCAAGAUAGUAAAUAAAAAACUAUUAUAUUUCAGGUGAGGGAGGAGAGUAGAGAUUAGUGUCACCAUUAGAGACCUAAAGUAUAAAGGGGUGGUGGUCCCUAUCAUAUCUCUGUUUAAUUUUCUAGUCUCGCCCCUGCAGAACCUGGACAGAGCCUGAAAAAUAACCAUAGACUACCAUCCAUUUAGUAGUCCUGAUCACAGCUCCUGUGUCAGAUAUGCUAAAGCAGAUCAAUAUGCCCUUGGGUAUAUGCUGUGCCACCACUGAUUCAGCAAAUGCAUUUUUUUCAAUUUUGAUUAGAAAAGAAUAACAGGAACAGUUCACAUUCAUGUGAGGUGACAAUAUGUAUUCACAUUUUUGCCCCAGAAAUAUGUUAAUUCUCUUCCCCUUUGUCAUAAUCUAAUACAAAAAGAUUUGGACUUGUAGAGAACAAACAUAUAGACACCAAGUGGGGAAAGUGGGGGCAGGGGUGUUGGGGGGAAUGAAUUCGGUGAUUGGGAUUGCCAUAUAUACAUAAUUAAUAAGAAAAAAAUCAA